Molecule: messenger RNA, 3360 nt
Organism: Rhineura floridana
Lineage: Eukaryota; Metazoa; Chordata; Lepidosauria; Squamata; Rhineuridae
Gene: SENP5
Product: SUMO specific peptidase 5
Exons: 11
Coding region: 346-2622 (758 amino acids)
Biological process (GO): protein desumoylation
Cellular component (GO): nucleus
Molecular function (GO): deSUMOylase activity
Source: RefSeq, a predicted model, not a curated record
CCAGGCCGAAAGAUGGUAGAACCAUCUUCUUCUUUUCUUACUGCCCCUCCCCUUCUGCCCAUGAAGGGCUUCCGUUCCUCACGCAUGCGUAACAAGACGCUCAAACGCUUUACCCCCUCUUUCUCAUCCUCCGCCCAUCGGUUGGGAGGUCUCGUCGCUGGACAGUGACGUACAGGCGCUGGGCCGGUCGUGCUGUCUAGGGAAGCUCUCUUCUCUUUUGGUUUGUUCCCUACAAGAGGACUACGGUCUUCAUAUCUUCCAUCUUGGGGUUCUUGUCUUCAGUUGAGUUCUGGAGCAAUUUAUAGUCAUGACAGGUGCACUUCAAGAUCAUAAUGCAGCAGAAAAAUGAAAGAGCAUAGGAGAAAAAUACAACGGAGAAGUCGGUUGCUGGCCGGUUGUCGAAAAUGGACUCUGGGAUUUUGGGGGCUGAGGCAAUACUGCUUCCAAAGGAAGCGCCUUUCUCUACUUAAAAGAGAGAGGAAAGGCACUUGGACAUCUCUGAGCCUGAAACGAACUAAACCAUGCAGAAGGAAGGUUCUUUGGCUCCAGAGGAAGUGGGUUCCCGAAGUAUUCCUAAGUGCAAAUCCCAAGCAAAUUGUAUCUUUUGAUAGCAGCACUUCUCCACAAAAGAUACCCAGAAGCUCUUUUCCUAGGUGCAGAAGUGGAGGACCUGCUACAGAGGCAGAGCAGCUGGGUGGCCCAUCCUUUCGGAAUGAAGAACUGCUGAAUAAAUUUUGCGGUUUAGCAGUUGACUCAACGGUUUGUCAAAGCAAACAGUACUGCACUGAGGCCAGCAAUGCUGCCUUCCCAGUAAAAGAGGAUGGUCUCGCUCGUAAUAGGGGGGAGAGCUGUAACAGUGAAUACAGUGGAAUUAUAGUUCUAAAUAACUCUAGAAGGAAUCUCUGCUGCCGAGAUCUAAAGCAAAAUGGAACUUCUGACCACUUGAUGGUUAGGAGGCCUAGAUUUAAAAGGUGUACUUUAAAACGCAGAUCUUUAUUUAUGAUGUAUAAGAAACUUUCUAUGGUUAAGUUUCGAAUUAGAAUUGCAAAAUUUCGUCCCAAGUUUUGGAGAGGCAAAAAGUGUAAGUUGAGCAAAAGCAGGCCAAGUUGGGUGGAGAAAGUAACCAGAGAUCAGCAGGAGGACUUCUACCAAGGAGUCUUCACGGAUGGUUCCGAAACCUUGUUUUCCUGUUGGAAAUUGAAAAGUAACUCUCUCCAGAACCUGUUCAGCUUGUCAGAUAUGAACAAUCACCUGCCUGGACCAUUGAUUGAGGAUAGUCAAACUGAUGUACCUGAUGCCUGCCUUACACAGGAUGCGCUCUUGCAGUGUAGGGAGCGCCAUUAUAAGGACCUUGCAUCCAGAGACCAAAAUGGCAUUGCUGAGACCUGCAUGCCAGAGUUGCGUGGAACAGCUGCUUGUGGAGCACAGGCUGUGCACGAGGAGACGGGAGAGGCACCCACAUUGGACAGCUGCCCUGAUAUUUUCAUCUCUGUAAUGGAAAAAGAAAUCUCGGUUUCAGGUCGAGAUGAUGGCGAAUCUAAUCAGGUUAUGGGUACUGAGAAAUUAGUGCUGGUGCCCUGCAAGGUGGAUUUGGGCAUAAAUGAUGACUUUGCUAAUGGGCCUAUUCGUGGUGAGCUGGCACAGAAUGAAGACGGUCGUAGUCAGAUGGAAGUGGAAGGGCCCAUAAGCAUGGACGUCUUUGGUGUAGAGCUCUUAGAUCACCCGUACUGUAAAAGCCCUCUUGAUGAGCCUCUGAGAGGAAGCACAGGACAAAAAUCAGGGACCCAAAAAAGUGGGAAAAGAAGCAGUCAGAGAGCUUCUUGCGUCAGUGAUGAGCAGCUGGCUGUGUGGCUCUGUGGAUUCCUAGAUGAAGUAAUGAAGAAAUAUGGCAGUCUAGUUCCACUCUGUGAAAGGGAUGUUAUGGGAAGAUUAAAGGAAGUCUAUAACGAAGACUUUUCUCACAGAAAGCCAUUCAUCACUAAGGAAAUCAUGAAAUAUCAGACAAGGCAUCCCAAAUCUUCCACUUGCAAUUUCCGGGUCUUCUAUAACAAGCACAUGCUGGAUAUGGAUGAUCUGACAACGCUGGAUGGUCAGAACUGGCUAAACGACCAGAUUAUCAAUAUGUAUGGCGAGCUAAUAAUGGAUGCAGUCCCUGACAAGGUGCAUUUCUUCAACAGCUUUUUUCAUAGACAGCUGGUAACCAAAGGAUAUAAUGGGGUAAAACGAUGGACUAAAAAGGUGGACCUCUUCAAAAAGACCCUCUUGUUAAUUCCUAUUCAUCUGGAAGUCCACUGGUCCCUAAUUACUGUGAAUCUCCCUAACCGAAUUAUUUCAUUUUAUGACUCCCAAGGCAUUCAUUUUAAGUUCUGCGUAGAGAACAUACGGAAAUACUUGCUGACAGAAGCUAGAGAGAAGAAUCAUCCUGAUUUCCUUCAGGGUUGGCAGACUGCUGUUACAAAAUGCAUUCCACAACAGAAAAAUGACAGUGACUGUGGAGUUUUUGUGCUCCAGUACUGCAAGUGCCUCGCCUUAGACCAGCCUUUUCAGUUCUCCCAGGAAGACAUGCCUAGAGUGCGAAAAAGGAUUUACAAGGAGCUCUGCGAAUGCCGGCUAAUAGACUAAUAAAAAGGGGAGGGGGGAAGGCUAUUGCUUUUGGCAUUUCUGAAGAGCCCAGACUGGUAUUUUAUGUACUUGAAUUUUCUGAGAAACUUCCAUGGAUUUCAAACGAGUCUUGGCGGAGCAGUUGUGGCCAACAUAAUUACCUCAGACUUUUUUCUGAUGUGCUCCUUAACCGGUGGACCUGUCACAAAAUAUUCCCAAUGUCAGUUGUUGGUUUUUUUUCUAAUGUUCUUUCCUGUAUUUAAUAUUUAUUAUCUUAAAACGCAUGUGCAUAGGCAAAGCAUGCGACUAAACGAGAAGUAUAAAUCUGUAGAAUCGGUGCACUUUUUGAAACGUAGCUAGAAAUGAAGAGAAAUAAUACAGGUUAAACUUUUUUGUCUGAAAACAUUUUUAAAAAAGUGCAUGUUCCAUUUUUUCCUCUGAUGCAAUAAUGCUUUGAAUGUACAAAGAAACCCAAGGCCAUAACAAGAGCAGUUAGGACCUUUUUUUCCUUCUAAAAUGUGGAACUAUUCCUCCUCCCUGCCUUUUUGUUCUAAAUUCCCAUUAAAUUGGGAAGAAGAAAGAUGUGUUGGAAACUGGCCGACAUAAUUGAUUUGUGGAAGUCCAUUACUGUUUUUAAGUCACUGUAACUUUGAAAAAAAACCCUUCUGUUAGAUGGCUACUAGAUCAGCCUACAGUUCAAAAACAAUCCCUUGUACACGAGACUCUUUAGUCCUAAUAAAAUACGGAGAUGCUCGUUCA